CUUUGUUGGCUUGUCUUGUAAUCUAUCUUUUUUUUUUGUUUUUUGGUAGAAUGUAAUCUAUCUUUCAAAGAGCAAUACAAGAGUAAAUCCUUUGUAAAAAUUAAAAAAAAAACCCAAACGCGCCCAGUCAAUACGUUCUUCCCCUCUCUGCCCGCCCCUAGUCCCCUACUCCGCUCCCCUCUAUCCUCUUACAUUCGUGGGAGCCGACGAAAUCCUCUAUUUCACUUCCCUUUUAUUUUUCUGGUCUUCUUCAAUCGGUAGAAAGCAAGACGGAGUAAACGCAGACGAAUUUACCCUCGUUGUUGAUUCUUUGGUGAGGUUAGGGUAAAGCCAAACAAUGUCCUCGGACUCGGCGGUAGCGUCGCCGGCGCGCAAGAAGCCGCGGCGGAGGUGGUGGGAUAGUGGAAUUGUUUCUGGUUCCAGAAAGAAGGUGACCGUCGCUCUGAUGAGUCGAAAAAACAAGACGGCGGCCUCCUAUGACAACAACGACACUAUCCGCACCGCCACCGUUACCGUCGUCGCCCCCGACUGCUAUUUUCGCGGUAAAUUCUCGACUAUGGGUCUCGCAGUCGUGGAUUCGAAAUUAUAUGCUUUUGGUGGUCGUCAGAUAAAUACCUCUCCUUCUGGCAAUGACGAUUCUGAUGAUGAUGGCUUCACGUACUGGAAAUAUCCGCGAGAUGUAUUCGUCUGCGAUCUUGGAACGGACCCCGACAUCCAACAACAACCACUCAAGUUUCAGCAAUACCCAGCUCUGCUGAAGGGACCCAAGGUCGAGCCGAUCCACGUUCCUUACAAUGACAAGAUUUUCAUCUUGUCGAGGGUUUAUGACCCCAUGUCGUUCAACGACCUCUCUGCUCCUUGUGAGGUUUUGGACCUCAAGGAUAUGUCCACGCAAAUCGUUGAUCUGCCAUGGGAGAUGUGGGAUCCCAAUUUGAUCCAAUGGUACAAUGGGCUUCCAGAUUACCUGGGUCAUGUAGUUGUAGGGAGGGAAUUGAUUGUUUAUAUGCACACUUUUGUUGGCUCCUCUGUGUUUGCUCUUGACAUGGAAGAGCUAAAGUGGCGUCGCAUCAUGACUGAGCAUGCUGAUCAUGAUGACAUCUCACCUAUGAGGCCCAACCUGACGCUGAUGAUGUACCCAUGGGAUCGGCUUCCUGAGGCGCACUGUUCGAAUCUUGUUCACAAUGGUCGGUUGUUUAUGGUGAGCAUGCCGGAUCAUCGCCCCUUCGAAGUCAUCCGUGUUAAGUACAUGUCGAAUCCUUGGGCGAGUUAUGAUCAUCUGCUGCUGCAGCAGGAGCAACACAAGAUUAGGGAUAUGCGUUAUCUUUCAGAUUAUGCUCUUGGUCUUGUACCGGAUGAUUGUAAAUUUGGGGACGCGAGGGUGGUUCCUUUUGGAGAUGGUGAUGUCUACUGUCUUUUUCUCUGGUGGGGACUUACUACGUAUGAACUGAGGAGCCAGUUCAAGGUUUGCAAGUUUAGAUUGAUUGGCGAAGAUGGUGGUUGUGAAAUCUUAGGCACGGUGGAGGAUUUCAGUGCUUUUUCACAUGAUUUUGGUUCCUCUCGUGUCACGGCCUUUACUCGCACCAGCUAUAUAGAGAUGGGUGUUUAUUGAAGGAGCUGGAUUGCUCAGCCAUGUGAAAUCGUUGCAUCGGAUUCUCUCUAUAGUGGUAAGUUUUGUUGUUCCAAGUACCAGUUUCUAUCCUUUCUUCCUUCCUAGUAUUUGACACUCUGGAUGUUUCCAUGUGGAUACUAUGGUUGUUUAACUUUCCCAGACUUGGCUUGUCCUCGAGUGUUUAAGAGUGAGGAUUCUCCAAUUACCUUCCCGUCAUCCUUCAUUGAUGGAACUAAUGUCACGGCCUGUGUGCGUUUUUGUGUGGUUUCUCGUGGGACUGGGAAAAGGAGAAGAAACAAACUGUCACCCUGGCGACCUGUGCAUAAAUAUGCUUGUGUUUUGAAUUCUCAACCGUCUUUUGUGCUGUUUUUCCUUUUAGGGGUCAUUUGGAUGCAGGUUUUUAAUUUGUGGGAUUUUGGCUCAAAUCACUGAUUAAAAAACCCAGGUUUUUAAUUUGUGGAAUUUGGUGUGGAAUUUAGGCAAAUCACACGUUUGGGAACAUAUGUGGCAUUUAUAAAAUGAGAAUGCAAGAUUACAUCAUUAACCUUCCCUAUUUAUUUGUACAAGGGCCCAAAUUUGGCCGUUCACUGCUGCUAUUUCUUCUUUCUCGAUCACAACUAGGGUUUCUUCUCACCAUUGUCGAUUCUUUCCUUCACUGCGCUCUGGAGGACAGCAGCUGCCGCCGUUCGUCGGUCACAGGUUCAUCGUCGGUAGGGCGCCGUUCUACAUUCGUCAUCUCCAAAGCCAACAUGCAAAUGAAAUGGUUUGGAUGAAUUAAUGGGUAUGGUCAGCAAGACAACAACCUGCGCACAAAUAUAUGAACAUGCUUUCUUUGCCCAUCCCAGCCAAAUAGAACUGAUCGUAAUUGAAAGCCCAUUUAUAAAUUUGGGUGUAUUCCGUUACUUUCCCAUCCCAACAUGGCUCCGACGAGGGUAUGGGUUCUACACAGGUAACCCACAAACCAGCAGUACAAAUUGAUGGGAGAAGAAGCGGACAGCACGCAAAAACCCAAGCAGAACCCACAAACCCAAGCCGACAGCAGGCAAGAACAGAACCCUAAAUAUCCAGAUUGUAACCCGAAGAAGAGCAACUAACCUGAAACGAGUUGAGCUAGCAGACCCACCGCCUCUGCUACUUGAUCGUCGGACUACUGCUUCGUUGCCGCCGAUGUGGUCACUUCAACUGCCACAAGCUCAUUGAGCUUCCUGUCUUCUGUUGAGAGUGACGACAGGCAAAUGGGUUGAUGGAUAGGUUAAUAGAAUGAGGAGGGUAAAGUUGG
Linum tenue is the source of this 2888-nucleotide messenger RNA. The record is from the annotation of a GenBank genome assembly. Lineage: Eukaryota; Viridiplantae; Streptophyta; Magnoliopsida; Malpighiales; Linaceae.